AUUUGCAGAAAUGGAAACAAUUUCAUCAGCUCCAUAUUCAUACCAGCAGUAUGUCCCUCAUAAACUGGUUCAUCUGGUGAGGCAUGCACAAGGACUGCACAAUCUAGAACCAGACAGGAAUCGAGAUCCAUUAACUUCAUUCGAGUUUAUCGACGCUCAACUCACCUCUCAGGGCUGGAAACAGGUACGCUGUAAACGAAAAGAUGUUUGUGCCAUUGGCCUGCUUAACGGAAUUGAGGUAGUCAUCACUUCCCCGAUGUCAAAGAAAUUGCAAACAGCAGUAGGAAUAUUUCAUGGUGAAGAUGGAAUAAUUGACGAGACACCUGCUUCGAACCGCCCACCGAUUAUAGCAUUUGAACAGUGUCGUGAACGAUUGGGAAAAUAUGAAUGUGACAAGAGAAGAAGCAUCAGCCAAUACCGGUCUCGUUUCAGUGCAGUUGAUUUUUCAUUGAUCGAAAAUGAAGCGGACAAUUUAUGGAAAGCAAAUGAAAGAGAAGCCCUAGAAGAUGUGUUAGGCAGGGGAAUGAAGUUUUUCAAUUGGUUGUGGACAAGGAAAGAGAAGGAGAUAGCAGUGCUGAGCCAUGGUGUGUUUUUGCAGCAAGCCAUGAUUGGACUUAUUAAUACUAACAAAUGUCUUCCCUUAAUGGAAGACGAUCCACGUAGCCGGUUUAAAAAUUGCGAAAUACGUUCUGUAAUUAUUUUUUAUGAAAGUGUGACGGGAUUGGGAUCAAGUUCGGUGGCAACGAACUAA
Hibiscus syriacus is the source of this 751-nucleotide messenger RNA. RefSeq names its product phosphoglycerate mutase-like protein 1. Gene Ontology annotation, molecular function: phosphatase activity. Gene Ontology annotation, cellular component: cytoplasm. The record is from RefSeq and is a predicted model, not a curated record. NCBI's taxonomy places the organism in Eukaryota, Viridiplantae, Streptophyta, Magnoliopsida, Malvales, Malvaceae. Bases 11 to 751 code for a protein of 246 amino acids. The transcript has 9 exons.